Molecule: messenger RNA, 294 nt
Organism: Clunio marinus
Lineage: Eukaryota; Metazoa; Arthropoda; Insecta; Diptera; Chironomidae
Source: the annotation of a GenBank genome assembly
AUGGUGAUUACAAAUGUUCCACAUUUAGACAUUGGAGACUGGCUGAAGAGACUAGAAUUACUUGACUACGAAGUGAAUUUUCAAAAGUUUUUUGGAGUUGAAGAUCUAAUAGAAUUAAGCGAAAGUGAUAUUAAAGACUUAGGCAUAAAGAAUUCAGCUCAUCGUGCAAGAAUCGUUUCAAGUCUUGUUGCACUUAAAGUUGAUUUAAUGCCAUAUGGAUUAAAACAAGUUUUUUUCGUCGCGUAUUACUGUUACACUUUAAGUCUCACAUAUGAUGUCGAAAAAAAACUUUAA